This is a messenger RNA of Taeniopygia guttata (zebra finch), 7121 nucleotides long. RefSeq names its product ubiquitin specific peptidase 32 (gene USP32). Gene Ontology annotation, molecular function: calcium ion binding; cysteine-type deubiquitinase activity. Gene Ontology annotation, biological process: protein deubiquitination. NCBI's taxonomy places the organism in Eukaryota, Metazoa, Chordata, Aves, Passeriformes, Estrildidae. Gene Ontology annotation, cellular component: Golgi apparatus. The record is from RefSeq and is a predicted model, not a curated record.
CCGGGCGGCCCCGCCCCCCCUCCCCCGUCGGUAGCGGCUCCGCCGGGCGCCGCCGCGGCCAUGGACUGAGCAGGCAGCCAUGGGCGCCAAGGAGUCCCGCAUCGGCUUCCUCGGCUACGACGAGGCCCUGCGGAGGGUUACAGACAUAGAACUGAAGAGGCUCAAAGAUGCUUUCAAGAGAACUUGUGGCCUCUCCUAUUAUAUGACCCAGCAGUGCUUCAUCAGGGAAGUUCUGGGUGAUGGGGUCCCUCCCAAAGUUGCUGAGGUUAUCUACUGUUCAUUUGGAGGAAUAUCCAAAGGGCUGCACUUCAAUAACUUGAUAGUUGGAUUAGUUCUACUCACAAGAGGCAGAGAGGAGGAGAAAACAAAAUAUAUUUUCAGCCUCUUCUCUAAUGAAUCUGGGAGUUAUGUUGUCCGUGAAGAGAUGGAGAAGAUGCUGCAUGUGGUUGAUGGGAAAGUCCCAGAGUCACUCAAGAAAUGUUUCUCUGAGGGUGAGAAGGUGAACUAUGAGAAGUUCAGGGUUUGGCUGCUGCACAACAAAGACGCUUUCACCUUCUCGCGGUGGCUGCUCUCAGGAGGGGUCUACGUGACCCUCACUGAUGACAGUGACACCCCAACCUUCUACCAGACCCUGGCUGGAGUCACACACUUGGAAGAAUCCGACAUCAUCGACCUGGAGAAGCGAUACUGGCUGCUGAAAGCUCAGUCCAGGACUGGACGCUUCGAUUUGGAGACAUUUGCCCCCUUAGUGUCCCCCCCAAUCCAUCAAUCCCUGAGUGAAGGUUUGUUUAAUGCUUUUGAUGAAAACCGAGACAAUCACAUAGAUUUUAAAGAAAUUUCCUGUGGGCUCUCAGCAUGUUGCAGGGGACCCUUGGCAGAGAGACAGAAGUUUUGCUUCAAGGUGUUUGACGUGGACCGCGAUGGGGUCUUGUCUCGCACCGAGCUCAAGGACAUGGUGGUGGCACUUUUAGAGGUCUGGAAAGACAACAGGACAGACAAAAUACCUGAGUUGGACAUGGGUUUGUCUGAAAUUGUGGAAGAUAUUUUACAUGUGCAUGAUAACACAAAGCUUGGACACCUUACUCUGGAAGACUACCAGAUAUGGAGUGUGAAGAGUGCUCUUGCCAAUGAAUUUUUAAAUCUGCUUUUUCAGGUGUGUCACAUAGUUCUGGGACUGCGACCUGCCACCCCAGAGGAGGAAGGACAGAUUAUUAGAGGCUGGUUGGAAAGAGAGAGCAGGUAUGGCCUCCAGCCAGGGCACAACUGGUUUCUCAUUGCUAUGCCCUGGUGGCACCAGUGGAAAGAAUAUGUCAAAUAUGAUGCAAACCCAGUUGUGAUAGAGCCUUCAUCUGUCUUGAGUGGAGGUAAGAAUCCCCUGGUAGCUGCUGCAGCCAAUACCCCAGAACAGGGAGAAGACAAAAUGGGAGGUCUUAAUGGCUUCAGUGCACCAGAAGAAAAGUUUUCAGAUAAUAUUUCCACUGCCUCAGAAGCCUCAGAGUCCACCAGCAGCAAUACUCUGUACCCUGGCACCCCAGGCUCUGAGGUGAGCUUUGCAAGGCAGCACAACACUUCAGACAAUAACAACCAGUGUUUCCUUGGAUCCAAUGGGAAUGCUCUGCUUCAGCUGAACCCCCAGAAACCAGGAGCUAUUGAUAACCAGCCCCUGGUCACCCAGGAGCCAGUCAAGGCUGCAUCAUUAACUAUGGAGGGUGGAAGGUUGAAGAGAUCUCCACAGCUGGUGGAAGGAAAGGACUAUGUCAUGGUGCCAGAACCAGUUUGGAGAGCACUUUACCACUGGUAUGGAGCAAACCUGUCCUUGCCCAGGCCGGUGAUCAAGAACAGCAAGACCAACGUGCCCGAGCUGGAGCUGUUCCCUCGCUACCUGCUGUUCCUGCGGCAGCAGCCGGCCACGCGCACCCAGCAGUCCAACGUCUGGGUCAAUAUGGGGAAUGUCCCUUCCCCAAAUGCUCCUUUGAAGAGGGUGCUGGCUUACACUGGCUGCUUCAGUCGGAUGCAAACCAUCAAAGAAAUCCACGAGUACCUGUCCCAGAGGCUGCGGAUAAAGGAGGAGGACAUGCGCCUCUGGCUCUACAACAGUGAGAACUAUCUCACUUUGCUGGAUGAUGAAGAUCAUAGACUGGAAUACCUUAAAAUCCAAGAUGAGCAGCAUUUAGUAAUAGAAGUUCGAAACAAAGACAUGAGCUGGCCAGAAGAGAUGUCUUUUAUAGCAAACAGCAGUAAAAUAGACAGACACAAAGUUCCUACUGAGAAGGGUGCUACAGGCCUGAGCAACCUGGGGAACACGUGCUUCAUGAACUCCAGCAUCCAGUGUGUCAGCAACACGCAGCCCCUGACCCGUUACUUCAUCUCAGGGAGGCAUCUCUACGAGCUGAACAGGACAAAUCCCAUAGGAAUGAAAGGACACAUGGCCAAGUGCUAUGGGGAUUUGGUGCAGGAGCUGUGGAGUGGCACCCAGAAGAACAUCGCCCCCUUAAAGCUGAGGUGGACAAUAGCAAAAUAUGCUCCAAGAUUUAAUGGCUUUCAACAGCAAGACUCACAGGAGCUUCUGGCUUUUCUUCUGGAUGGGCUCCAUGAGGACUUGAACAGAGUUCAUGAUAAGCCAUAUGUGGAACUGAAGGACAGUGAUGGUCGGCCAGACUGGGAGGUAGCAGCAGAGGCCUGGGAAAACCAUCUGAGAAGAAACAGAUCCAUUGUUGUAGAUUUAUUUCAUGGGCAGCUGAAGUCACAAGUGAAAUGUAAAACUUGUGGGCAUAUAAGUGUUAGGUUUGACCCUUUUAAUUUUUUAUCCUUGCCUUUGCCAAUGGACAGCUACAUGCACCUAGAAAUUACAGUAAUUAAAUUAGAUGGCACUACUCCUGUUCGAUAUGGGCUGAGAUUGAACAUGGAUGAGAAGUACACAGGCUUGAAAAAACAGCUGAGUGAACUCUGUGGCCUCAAACCAGAGCAGAUUCUGCUUGCAGAGGUGCACAGCUCCAAUAUAAAGCUGAAGGUAUCCAAGUGCCUGAGCAGCUUUCCCUCUCUCCUGAAGAACUUCCCUCAGGACAACCAGAAGGUCCGGCUGUCUGUGAGCGGCUUCCUGUGUGCGUUUGAGAUCCCCAUCCCAGGCUCCCCCACGUCAGCAUCCAGCCCUGUGCAGACAGAGACCUCAACUGGGCCAUCAGCCAACGGAGCCCCCAGCAUCCUGAUGAACGGGGACGUUGCCAAGCCAAGCCUCAUUCCCAAUGGGAUGCCAAACACUGUGGUGCCAUGUGGGACGGAGCGCAGCCCGCCCAGCUGGACCCUCAACGGCCACGUGCCCUCGCUGUGUGACAGCCCCUGCACAGGCUACAUCAUUGCAGUGCACAGGAAAAUGAUGAGGACAGAGCUGUAUUUUCUCUCAUCUCAGAAGAAUCGGCCCAGUCUCUUUGGAAUGCCAUUGAUUGUUCCCUGCACAGUUCACACACGGAAAAGGGACCUCUAUGAUGCUGUGUGGAUCCAGGUGUCCAGGCUGGCCAGCCCCCUCCCUCCUCAGGAAGCCAGUAACCAUGCACAGGACUGUGAUGACAGCAUGGGGUAUCAAUACCCCUUCACCCUCAGGGUAGUUCAGAAGGAUGGAAAUUCUUGUGCUUGGUGUCCAUGGUACAGGUUCUGCCGUGGCUGUAAGAUUGAGUGCACAGAGGACAGGGCUUGUGUGGGCAGUGCCUACAUUGCUGUGGACUGGGACCCCACCGCGCUGCACCUGCGCUACCAGACCUCACAGGAACGGAUCGUGGAAGAACAUGAAAGUGUUGAACAAAGCCGCCGAGCCCAGGCAGAGCCCAUCAACCUGGACAGCUGUCUGAGAGCCUUCACCAGCGAGGAGGAGCUGGGGGAGGAUGAGAUGUACUACUGCUCCAAGUGCAAGACCCACUGUCUGGCCACCAAAAAACUGGAUCUUUGGAGACUUCCCCCUAUUUUGAUCAUUCACCUGAAAAGAUUUCAGUUCGUUAAUGGCCGCUGGAUAAAAUCCCAGAAAAUUGUUAAAUUUCCCAGAGAAAAUUUUGACCCAAGUGCCUUUUUGGUACAAAGGGAUCCGAGUCAUUUCCAAAGGAAGCAGCUCACCCUGCAGGUUGAGAGCCUUCCUGAAGCACGGCCUGGCCAAGGGGACACCAGGAAAGCAGAUGUGCAGAACACUGGCACAGCAGGAGAAGGGGACACUCUGAACAGGAGUCCAUCCUCCCUAAACACUACUGUCCUCAAUAAUGUCAAAGCAUCUCCAUCCUUGGGGCGGAAAAGUGGAACCAGCUGCCCCUCAAGUAAAAACAGCAGCCCCAACAGCAGCCCAAGGACUUUGGGGAGAGGCAAAGGGCGCCUGCGGCUGCCCCAGCUGGGGAAAAACAAACUGUCCAGCAGCAAGGAAAACCUGGCUGCAAACAGGGAGAACGGUGCUGAGCACGAGCAGGGGGAUGCUCUGACUAAAGGACAGGCUUUGGGGGGCAGCCAGAGCGAGCUGUACCCCGGGCAGGACAGCGAGGGGGCUCUGGCCAACGGGUUCCUGUGGGAGCAGAGCUCGCUCAGCAACGGGCAGGGCGAGAACCACAGCGAGGACGACACCGCCGACGACCAAAGAGACGACGGCUGGCUCAGCCCCAUCUACAACCUAUAUGCAAUCUCGUGCCAUUCAGGAAUUAUGGGAGGGGGUCAUUAUGUCACUUAUGCCAAAAACCCGAACAACAAGUGGUACUGCUACAAUGACAGCAGCUGCAAGGAGUUGCACCCGGACGAGAUCGACACGGACUCUGCCUACAUUCUGUUCUACGAGCAGCAGGGGGUGGACUAUGCCCAGUUCCUGCCCAAGAUCGAUGGCAAGAAGAUGGCAGACACGAGCAGCAUGGACGAGGACUUCGAGUCCGACUACAAGAAGUACUGCGUGCUGCAGUGAGCCCAGCUCCACAGGCUGAGGGAGGAACCCUGGCACUGCCCCUGGGGAGGCUGUGGCUGAGACAGGGAGCAGCUUGUGGUUGUCAUUGUCCCCUGUGAGCUGAAAGCACAAAAAGAGCCCCUGGUUAAGCAGUUAAUAUCCAGUAGUAUUGUUUUGUUCUGUUUUCUCACUACAUGCUCGAAACGUUUCUGAUGUUGGACAUCUGAGACUGCCACUGGCCUUUAAAUCCAAUGGUUUGAGAAAAGCCAACUAGGACCAAAUAAGAGCUAAAUUAAACAUCCAAAUAAGAGCUAAACAGAGUAGUGUAGAGUUUACCAACUGUUCUAACACCCCCCGAGGCUCUCGUUAGGUUUAAGGUAACGGGGAAAAACAAUUUAUAGUGUUGUCUUUGGACAACAUGAUAUUGCUACCUCCUUUUUCCUGCAGUUUUAUUGCAUUUUAUUGGCAAAACAGGGAAGGCAAGAGAAGGAUAAGUGCACAAAUGGAAACAAAUUAUUGUCAUGGGGAAGAGAAGUUUCCAGUUUUGCCACCACUAAUGUGUGUCAGUUGCUUUCUUUCUGUAUGUUGGGAGCACAACCAAAUCAUCAUUUGAGAAGAGAUUAAUUUCUACACUUGAAUGGUUUAUUAUACUUGUGUUUUUUCCACGUGUUGGCUGUGCAGAUCAACAUGUUUCAGGAAUGGCUUUUCUGCCUGAAGAGUGCUGGCUCAAACUUUUUUGAGCUGCCUCAAGAAGAAACUUCAGGUUGGAGAGAGUAGUUGUGAUUACACUCACGGUGUCUUAAAAUGUGCACAUUGCACAAAACGUUCCCAGCUUUUGGAAGGAGAGAUGCUUGAGCUUAUGUUUCAUGACUGGUGUUGCUUUUGAAAUUUGCACUUUUGAAAAUGCAUCUGAUUCAAUUGAAAGCCACCGUUUGUUUGGUUUUGUUGCUGUUGUUGUAAGGGCUCUGGAGUGAAUGGCUGUGAAUAUCCACUGUGUAUUUCAAAGGAAGAAGCUGUGGCUGUCCGGUAGCUGUCGUAGCAUUCAUGGAUGGAGGUUUUUUUAAUUGGUUUCCUAACUCAGUUUCUUGUUCUCAAAAUUUGGUUGCCUUUUCAAAUUAUCUUUUCGUUUGUUUGUUUGUUUGUUUGUUACACCAGGUUAUGCAAAUACUUGCAAUUAAACCAGACUUUCCAAGCCCUUGCAACAUGCUCUGUAAUUCAAGGGGCUUCUUGCAUGAGGGGAAGUGUGACUGAGUCUUAGCAGAGAAUGGGAAAAAAGAGGGUUGUUUUUUUUGAGCUGGCAUUUCUUUAAACAGUUUCAGUGUUAAAUUGUUUGCAUAUCUGAAUGAAGAUACAAUUUUUCACUCUUUUGGCCUUUUGUUCUUCAGCUGAGCGUAAACAGCUUAUUAAUUUUGUUGUACAUCAUGUUCCCAGUUCUCUAGAUUUUUGUACCUUCACUAACAAAACUGUUACUCACGUGGUUCUCUGCGAUUAAUGUUUGGAUUCAUUUUGGGGUGUUUGACAAGAAUGCCAAACCCUCAGCAGUUUAUCAUUUCCAGGAGGAUCUGGGGUUUAUCCAUUGGAGAAAUGAUAUCAGCUGGUCUGGCUGUCUGCUCAGGCAGAGCCCUCCCAGCCUUUGGAGGUUGUGCCUCUUUGGGGACAGCAGAUCUGUUCCAAAAUGAGUCUUGUCUUACCUGUCAGGUGUUGCUCCUUAUCCUCUAUGGUCUUUUAUCUUUAAAGUGGUCUGAACAUUGAGCCUAAAGAAAAGCAAACAUGACUAGUGAAUUUCUAGGUUAGAAGCUUUUUCAACACCCACUUGUCUACUCCUCCCUCCGCAAACUCCAUGAAAAGUGAAAGAUUUUCAACUGAUUUACUUUAAAAUGUUUUAUUUAAGCAGGUAGCACAAUCUACUAAUGUUAUUUGAUCUUCUGUGUUUGUUACAUUGGUUGUAAUUAAUUUUUUAAAUUAAAUUAAUUCAAGAAUUAGUAGUAAAUUUAUUAAGUUAACUAUUAACUACAUUCACUUUGUAAAUUAUUGUAUAAAACUUAUUGACAAUGCACUGACUUUAGAAAGAUGUUAAUGUACAUAAAUGCCUUGUAAAUAAAAUAGUGUUGAUGUACUGGAAUAUGAGCUGUAUUAAAACAAAGGUAUUGGUAAUUGUAUAUGGAGUGAACCUGUUUAUCUGUAACUAUAUUAUUCAAACAAAUUAAAUACUGUGGAUGCA